AUGAGUGGCACGGCUUGCCCAGACGGACAAGGUGGCUCUUCUCAAGGAGCAGCACCUUCAGAGCCAUCAUCCAGUAUUCGACCACAGCGUGACGAACUCGCACCAAACAUAGUAGAUGCAGAUGCUACGGCACCACUCCUUACUCGUCCAGGACAGAGUCCGCUACCAAUUCGAAGAAGGAAACGAUCAUCCUACUGCCUCCUUCUGCUUCCUCUCCUCCUCAUAUCCGUCCUGCUUGGCCUGUUCAGCGAUCGCAUGCCAUGGUAUUCUCAGCCUCCACCACAUCACCCCUCUGCCCUAGCAUCGUCUCUGCUUCCCGAAGCUCAGCUCUCAAACGGAACCCACGCCUUCCGUCGUACAGUCAUCUUGAUCUCGCUAGACGGUGCAAAACCAGCCUACCUCAAAGCCGGGCUCUUUCCCAAUCUCACCCAUCCCAUCUCCUCUUCCUCAUUCAGCAGGGAUGAGGGCUAUCUACAAGCAAGUUACAUGCAACCGAUUUUCCCAACCCUCACAUUCCCCAACCACUGGGCCCUCCUCACCGGCCUCCAUGCUUCAUCCCACGGCAUCGUAGCGAACGACUUCACCCUCUCCUCCACCCAUCGACAAUUCUACUACACCAAUCCAGCGCAAUCUUGGAACAGCAGCUGGUGGCUAGGUGAACCAAUAUGGGCUACUGCACAACGAUCUGGGUUGAAAAGCGCGGUGUUGAUGUGGCCGGGCCCUCCAGUCACUAGCGCUGGUGAUGCACCGAGUUACUUCCAGAAAUACGAGAGUGGACCGGAGUGGGGAUUGGAGGGAAGGUUGAAGCAAGUGUUGAAGUGGAUAGAUAUCGAAGGUGGAGUGGAGGAAAGACCGAGUUUGAUCUGUGCGUAUGUACCGGACAUUGAUCAGGCUGCGCAUAGGUUUGGUCCGCAUAGUAGGGAGGCGGUUGCGGCGGUGAAAAGGGUAGAUGCGUUCUUGGGGCAGUUGAGGAGAGAGUUGGUAGAGGAAAGAAGGUUGGGUGGAGUGGUGGAUGUGGUGGUUGUCAGCGAUCAUGGUAUGACUGAGACUAGUAAUCAUAAGUUGAUCUUCUUGGAUACUGUGCUUGGACGGGAGCUGUAUGAGAUGGUGGAGAGCAGGGAUGCGUGGCCGCUUGCUGGGUUGCGACUCCGUGGACGCACGGAGAGGGAGAGGGAAGAGAGUGCGAGAAGGGCGUAUGUGAUCCUUGCAGCUGCUGCAAAGAAGCGUAACGCAGGGUUCGACGUGUAUCGGCGAGAAGAACUGCCCGAACGCUUCCAUCUGCAAUCAUCGGUGGUGGAGGACAGAUUAGCGCCACUCUGGAUGAUUCCGAGGUUGGGGUGGUCAAUUACAACGCACCACGAGAUGGCCACGUUUGCAAACGGCAUCUAUGCCCCAAUAGGUAAUCAUGGGUACGAUAACGAAGAGGAAGAUAUGCAUGCGAUAUUCGUUGCUAGUGGUCCUUCAUUCACUCCGCUGGCCGAAGAAAAGAAGGGCAGGAGGAAGGGAGGGUGGAAUAUGGACGGGUUCAGAAACGUGGAAGUGCAUAAUCUCGUUUCGCGCAUCUUGGGCGUGCCAGAGGGCAAAAGGGCAGCCACCAACGGCACUUGGUCCUUCUGGGACUCGCAUCUUCGACAUGGUUUGUAG
This is a messenger RNA of Ustilago hordei, 1644 nucleotides long. RefSeq lists its product as uncharacterized. Gene Ontology annotation, molecular function: nucleoside triphosphate diphosphatase activity; ribonucleoside triphosphate phosphatase activity. Bases 1 to 1644 code for a protein of 547 amino acids. Gene Ontology annotation, biological process: nucleoside triphosphate metabolic process. The record is from RefSeq and is a predicted model, not a curated record. Lineage: Eukaryota; Fungi; Basidiomycota; Ustilaginomycetes; Ustilaginales; Ustilaginaceae. The transcript has a single exon.